Messenger RNA from Ostreobium quekettii, 759 nucleotides. NCBI's taxonomy places the organism in Eukaryota, Viridiplantae, Chlorophyta, Ulvophyceae, Bryopsidales, Ostreobiaceae. The record is from the annotation of a GenBank genome assembly.
AUGCGUCCCUACGCGGACGCGAGCCCCUUGGAGAAGGAAAUCCAUGAGCUGGAGCGGCAAGCUUUCCAGGUACAGACAGCGGUGACGAAGUUCAAGAGGAUGGUGGACAAGCUAGGCACCAACCAAGACACGAGGGACCUACGAUCCAAGCUAUCGGCCUCCAAAAAUGCUGUGCAGGUGCAGGCCAAGGAGGUGAUGGACAGGAUGGUGGGACUGAACCAGAAGAAGGAGGACCUGCCCAAGAGGCAGAAGGACAGGCUAAACAGGGCCGGGCAGAAUUUCACAGCAGUGCUGGAAGACUUUCAGCAGGCCCUGAAGAGAUGCAACGACGCGGAGGUCGUCUCCCCCCGCUCCCCGAGCGCCGCCUUGGCUGAGGAGAACGAUGCCCAGGCGGCCAUGGAGCGCGAGGCGCUGCUGCAGGAACAGCGCCGCCAGGAGGCCCUCGUGCUGGACAACAUGGUAGCGCACAACGAGAGCCUCAUCGAAGAGCGCGACCAGGACAUCAACGCGGUGAUUCGCGACAUCGGCGAGCUGCACGAGAUGUUCCAGGACGUCGCGACGCUGGUGCACGACCAGGGCACCAUGCUGGAUGACAUCGAGACCAACAUCACGCACGCCGCGGACCGCGUGGACGCGGCCAACACCGAACUGGGCAUGGCCAACAAGCACCAGAAGUCGGCGACCAGCAAGCGGAUAUGCCUGGCCGUGGCCCUGGCCAUUGUCAUCGCGCUCGUCCUCAUGGCCGUCAUGCUGAGAUAG